Molecule: messenger RNA, 2290 nt
Organism: Equus caballus (horse)
Lineage: Eukaryota; Metazoa; Chordata; Mammalia; Perissodactyla; Equidae
Gene: C8H12orf43
Product: chromosome 8 C12orf43 homolog
Biological process (GO): Wnt signaling pathway; Spemann organizer formation; negative regulation of Wnt signaling pathway
Source: RefSeq, a predicted model, not a curated record
GCCGCCGAAGCGGAACGUGUGCACUUAACCGCUGCGCCACUGGGCCGGCCCUCCUGUGGAGAAUCUUAGCCGCAGAGAUUCUAAUGUGUUGGCCUUGGGUGGUCCUAGGAGUCAGUAUUUAAAAGUUCCCCAAACGUUUCCAAUGUGCAGGCAGAGAGAAGUCCUGAGCUAUAAAAAUGCAGAAUGUGUCCCAUACCAAACCGGGCAUCAGAAUCUCCUAGGAUAGUGCCUCUCAAAUUUCAAUGAGCACGCGAAUCACCUGGAGAUCUUGUUUAAAUGCAGGUUCUGAUUCAGUCAGUGUGGACCACAGCCGAGACUCUGCAUUUCUAACAAGCUCCCCAGUGUUGUCAGUGCCGCUGAUUCACGGUUUUAACCCUGAGUAGUAGCAAGGCCCUAGGAUAUUGGAGGAAAUACAGAUUCCUGAGUCCCACCUCUCAGAGAUUCCGAUUCGGUUAGUUUUCAGUUAAGCCCAACAAUCUGCAUUUUAACAAGCUCCCUAAGGUGUUUCUGACACCCAGAUGGAUUUCAGAAUUACUGGAAUAAAUAAACAAUAUUGAAACCACACUGGAUCAAAAUUUGGGAACCAAUCCUGGUUCUCUCAUUAACCCCUUGUGUGAUCUUAGGCAAUUCCUUCCCCUCUGCAGAUUUCAUUUUCCUCAUCAAGAAAAGGAUGGAGAAAUUCAUCGCUGAUGCUUUUCUAGCUCUCACAUUUGAGGAAACCCCCAGGACACCUCAGGGCCCAUGGCGGCCUGAGUCCGAGAACUACAAUCCCCACAAAGCCCUGCGCUCCCCCGCUCUCACGUGGGGUCGUGGAAGCGGGUCAUUAGCGGAGGCGCUCCCCACAAGCCUUCGCGGUGGUUCAAGAUGGCGGCGCCCAGUGGCGCCGUGAGCGAUGUGGAGAGCAGCAGCAGUAGCGAUGCAGAGGAGCUGGCACGGUGCCGCGAGGCGGCGAUGCCGGCGUGGGGCUUGGAGCAGCGCCCGAGGGGGCCGGAGAAGCCAAGAGCCGAUGCGGCAAAUAAUCAGUUGCCAGCCACCCAGCCAAGCCUCAGGCAUAAGGUGGAUGAGCACGACCAAGAUGGCAACGAGCUUCAGACCACUCCCGAGUUCCGAGCCCACGUAGCCAAGAAGCUGGGAGCCCUACUGGACAGCUCCAUUACCAUCUCAGAAGUAGUGAAGGAGCCGAGGAAGGCUGAGGUACAGAGGGUCACCCCAGAGGAUGACGGCUUCCGUCUUUUCUUCACCUCCAUCCCCGGAGGCCCUGAGAAGAGAGCUGCUCCCCAGCCCCGCCGGAAGCGAUCGCCUUCCAGCUCCAGCGAGGACAGCGACGAGGAGUGGCAACGGUGCCAGGAGGCAGCUGUGUCAGCCUCUGACAUUCUCCAGGAGUCUGCCAUCCACAGCCCUGUCAGAGUGGAGACGGAGGAAAAGAAGAAGAAAAGGAAGCUGAAAAAGAAAGCCAAGAAGGAGGCCACUGCCGCCUCGGCCACAGCCGCCACCACCACAAGCAAGGCCGCCGUCGGGAAGCGGGAAAAGGAGUCGGCCGAGCUCAAUGGAGACCAGGCAUCUCUUGGGACCAAAAAGAAGAAAAGGAAGAAAAAGGCAAAGAAAGCCAGCGAGGCUUCCCCGUUCCCACCAGCAAAGAACGCAGCAGUCAGGCCUGCAAACUGACCCCAGCCCUGGGCAUGGGGCCCGACUCACCCUGAGGACGAGGGGCCCAUGGGGACAGGGCGUUUCCAAGCCCCGCCUCCCUCUCCAAGUUCAAGGACUUGGCUGGCGAGUCCAGACCCUGCCCCUGAUUGGGGCUUGCCCAGGGACUGGGGUGUCGAAGUGGUUGUCGGGUGAGAAGCCUAAGCAAGGCCUGCCUUUCUGUGCUCCCACUGGGACUGGAGCAGACCUGUGGUACCAGCACAUUCCGCAGCCUCAGGAAGAAGGAGCCUUCAGUUACUCGAGACUGAUGGCGGGUGGUAAAGCUUCCAUCACCCCAGGACAGUCUGCGGUAAGCAAGUGAAGGGACCUUUCCCUUCCCCUCCGCCGCCUCAGCCUGGUGUGGGAGGCAGUCUUCAGGAAAUGAGGGAAGGGGUCCCCAACAUGCCAAGGCCCGGGAAGGGUUUUGUACUUCUCCCUCCAGGCCACAUAGACUUGAUAGAACAUUGUCCGAAAAAGAAAGAGAGAUUUUUUACCCCCUAGUUUUCCAGAAUUUUCUUUCUCUGCAUUUGUGAAUAUACCACAGGCAAUCACGUCUCUGAGCCAACCAGGUUAUCGAAAAUAAAUUGUCAAGGGACCCAAAAUGUAA